Molecule: messenger RNA, 321 nt
Organism: Aphanomyces invadans
Lineage: Eukaryota; Oomycota; Saprolegniomycetes; Saprolegniales; Verrucalvaceae
Exons: 2
Coding region: 17-277 (86 amino acids)
Source: RefSeq, a predicted model, not a curated record
GGCCAAAUCCGCAACGAUGGACCCGAGCCUGUACCGCGACCUCCAGCAAAAGUACGCGAAGGAGAACCUGGAUGGUCUAGAUAUCUCGCAGGCGACAGCUUCCGUCUUUCACAACACGUCGUCGAUGUCGUUGCCGUCGAGGCCGUUGGACAUUUGCAAGCAAUGCCAUGGUCAGCGCAUCGAAAAAGUGCCGUACAACUUCAUGGUGUUGGAAAGGACGUGCACAGCAUGCGACGGCGAAGGAGUGAUCGAGCGCAAGCUCCCGACAUCACAGUAGGCAGCUGUAAACCUUCGAUCAACAUGAACAUGUGUGGUCGUGUG